This is a messenger RNA of Entelurus aequoreus (snake pipefish), 5993 nucleotides long. It is a transcript of the gene cmya5, whose product is annotated as cardiomyopathy associated 5. The coding region runs from base 51 to 4808 and encodes 1585 amino acids. Lineage: Eukaryota; Metazoa; Chordata; Actinopteri; Syngnathiformes; Syngnathidae. Gene Ontology annotation, molecular function: protein binding. The transcript has 14 exons. The record is from RefSeq and is a predicted model, not a curated record.
UCAAGAAGAACCCCCUCAAAAAGAGAGGAACGCAACACAGGAAAGGAACAAUGGAGGAAUGUGAGGACUCUGAUAUGACCAAGCUGACAGAGUUUCCGUGUGAGGCUCUAGAUGUCACCAGCCAGAACGAUAAGGACGAACUGGAGGAGCUGCAAAACAGUCUACGUGAGCUUGUUCAGGACCAGUCUGUGAAACCCAAACUCCAGUGCCUGAUGGUGGAUCCGUCAUUUUCCAUGGUAACUGUCCAAAGCGAGGACAGUGGUAUUGUUUGGGAGACAGCCUCUAGUCGCUGCUCCACCCCCUGGGCUUCUGAGACCAGCUCCAUCUCUGAAGCCUGCAGCAUGGAAGGGUCCGGGGCCGCCGGAAAGAUCACCAUUAUCUUUGAUGAGGACAAAGUAAUCCGUAGGAGAACUAGGUCCGGAGGCAGGAGUAGCAGAUUGAGGGAAAUGUUGAGCAGAUCUAGCGGUUCCAGGGCGACAUCUGCUCUGGGGGUUGAGAGACCUGAAAUGGUAGAGGUGUCGCUUCCUAAUGUCAAGGAGCAGGAGAACGAAACUGAACCAGAUUUGGAAGAUAUCAAAAGCAAAGAUCAGCAGCUGUUUAGUUUGAUUUCAGAGGGUUAUGAGAUACUUAACAUCAGGGUUCCGUCCAAACUUCCUACGGUGGAUGAAGAGGAAAACACCGAACUACAGGACAACUUGUCUUAUCUGGACCAGACUCCUAAGAUCAGAUCGCGAAACCACCUUAAUGAGACUACACAGGACGAUGUUCCCCCACAGGAGGAGGAAACACCAGAAUGCAACGAGCCUUUUGAGUCAUCAUUGGACCCUGGACUGAGAAACACAUGCACUCCUAAAGAUGGCUCCAACGAUAUCGACUAUUUUGAGAAGUUCACCCUAAUAGAUGAAGUGGUUCCUGGACAAAAAGCUCCAGACCAUCAAGAGGAAGUGGAAGAACCGGUUAAGGAAGCCGAGGCCUUGCCUGCGAAGACAGUCAAAGACAGACCAUCAGAAUCAGAAGAAUCGUUUGUCUUUGUGACAGAUGUGGACAUAGUCGGGGAACACCUGGAUGAAGUCUUCUAUGGAGAAGGCGCUCCUGCUGAUGCAAUGCAGCGGAGAGCAGACGAGGAGGUAAACGACAGAGAUGAAAGGAGAGCAAGACGAGAGAGCCAAAGAUCGACGAAAGAGAGCGGAUCAAUAUUAUUCGAGACUGAAGAAACCACCCUCACUCCUAUUUUUAUCUCCCCUGGACCCCCUAAAAUCAUUGACCCCAUCCUGCUGGAAGAACCCACCGCCAUGUCCUUCAUGUACUCGGACCUUUAUGCGGAUUAUAUAGGCGAGAGACUCAAGAGCGACGAAGAAUACUCAGAAGUGGAGAGUGUGACAUCUGAGAAAUCCUUCAGAAAAGGUUUGUCAGAUUUGGAGGAAACAGAAGGAUACCUGGAAAAGUUCAUUUUGAAAGAUGAAACCCCCACAGUAGAGGUGCCAGUAGACUCUGUAGAGGACAAGAGGGAAGGGAGGAUGAUAUGGCCACAGAGUACGUUUGAAAUGACAGGAUGUCUAACGAGAGCCGAGGAAGAAGAUGAGGGGAAGAGAGACGACACAAAGCAAGAUAUCAACACAGAAGAUUAUACAGAAGCAGGAAAAACUGAAGAACUGGUUACAAAAAUGGCAAAGGAAGGGGUGCAACACUGUGAAGGUAGUAAAGAGCAGGCUGUUCCAAUAAAAUCAGUUCAUGAGAAUAGGCCAAAGAAUGAAGGGAUGCAGGCUCAGAAAAAACUGACUAAAAAGUCACUUACAACAAUCCAACCACUGGAUGUUAAAAUAGAAAAAGAGGAGCACCAGAGAGAUGAUCGAGGCAAUGAUCGUGUGAUUCAAUCUGAAAAACUAUCCCAAGCUCAAGUACAGGAACAGGGAGGCGAGGUACCACCAACCCGUGCUGAGAACCCUCAGCAAGACACACAAGACGAAGUCUUUGAAAACACAGAAACUGAGAGGAAGAUGGUGGCAGUUGUGGAGAAGGAAGCCCAAGAGGUGACUGUCGCAGAAUUGGGUAUUGUGAGACAGGAGAUGUUGAACUCUAAUGAACCAUCAGUUGAGACAAGGUGGAAGACAAAAGAGCUUGAUCCUAAACAAGCUGCAUCAGUGGAGGCCUUAGCUGGCAGUGAGCCUAUGGUGCAUGCAGUCAUGACGGUAACUGAGAAGACUGCUGAUCAAGAUGUGACUCAAACUAGAGUCCAGAUUGAUCUUCAGGAGGAGGUCCCUGAAGGAGAAACAAGAGCGGAGGUUCUGCCACAAGACGUUAUUGAAGUCGAUGUGGAAGUAAAAGAAGAAGAGACAAAUUCAGCUCAGCUUGAAUGUGAGCAACAGACAACUGCAGAAGAUGAGGUAGCCAUUCAGGAGACAAACAACGACUUGAUCGUCUUCGUUCCCAAAGGCGAAGCUGUUGAGAUGGACAUAGAGAUGAGUCCCUGCUCAGAGACGGUUCCAAAAAGCAAUACAGUGACUCCUCCUGAUCUGGACUUGGAAUUUGAACAUCUCACUGCACAUGGCAAUAACACCAGAGAAACAUUGGCAGAGUCUCAACUUGAGGAAGAACCAAUUGGACAGAUUGAUGAGUUAAAGAGGAGGUCCUCACCUUCACCUCCUGAGAAUAAGGCUGAGAUAGACAAGCUGAGAACAGAGGAGGACAAAAAUGAGGGUGUUGUUUCACCUUUGAGGAGUUUUACCCCACAGACAGAUUUAUUUGAGCUGUACAAGGAGGAUGUGCAACCAGAUGCCGCAGAUGUAGACGAAAAGGCUGAGCUUACCCCAGGAAGAGAUGAUAUAAAAAAAGGUCUGGAGAUUGGUACUUUAAGGGAGGACAUGCCACAAAAGACAUCUCAAGAUGAAUCACCGGAAGAAGAAGAUGAGUAUGAAAUGGUAAUGGAACAGGACACCAAGGACACAGCAGAACCUCAAGUACUUGGAGAUACACAGAAGCGAGCUCAAGCCGAGUCUGACGAGGUGGUGAACGACAACAGGCUCUCGGAUGUGUUUGCAGAUGAAGAGCUCGUUGAGGCUGAUUAUGACAUCAUUGAUGCCGAGGAGCAGCAUCAGGCUCAACUGGCUGCUGAGCUCCAGGGGAUGGACUGGUUCUGUCAAACGUGUCAGUGUUUGCUGUCAAAGGACGACCGUGAGUCUGGGGACCAUCGUGACCACGAGGUCACUGAUGUGGACAAAUCUUACGAGGAGAUCAAGGAGCGGCUGAGUGAUUGGAUCUCAGAGCUGCAAGGGAGGUCUGAGAACAUCGAGGACCUGGUGUCUGAGCUGGAACUGUCUUACAACUGUGUGGAGGACCAGUUUGUUGAGAGCGAGGCAGCCAUGCAGGCGCAGAAUGACGAGAUGCUGGCCCUGGUGAUGGAGCAGUACAACGACAUGUCCGUCAACUUGGAGGAGGAGAAGAAGGCCAAGCUGGAGCAGCUCUACGACCAGAUCGUCUCCUUCCAGGAGAGCAUCGACUCCGCCAAGGCCACCCUGGAGACCACGGCCAGAGAGGCGGAGACGGACGCUCGGCCCCCUAAGGACAUCCAUGCAAGGCUGAAGGAAGCACUGGAGUCAACCAUGUCACUGGAUCUGGGCUCUAAGGGAUUGCUGGUGUUCCAGGAUUACGCCAAAGGCAAUCAUUCACAGCUCGCCCAACGCAAAGAAAUUCCAGUGCCUCAAAGGCCCAAGCUGGAGCCCCAGGAGCCAGGAUCAGCCACCAGCACCAGUGUGACCGUGUACUGGGGUGUCAACCCGGGUGACAUUAUUGACUGCUUCCAAGUCUACUGCAUGGAGGAACCACAGGGAGCUGUGUCAGAGGAGUACCGUGUGACGGUGAAGGAGAGUUACUGCGUCCUGGAGGAGCUGGAGCCUGAUAAGUCCUACAAAGUGUGGGUGAUGGCUGUCAACUACACGGGCUGCUCUCUGCCCAGCGAGAGGCUGCUCUUCAGCACAGCUCCAUCGGUGCCGGCAAUUGAUAGCGAGCGCUGCACCGUCAUGUGGGACUGGGCCAAGCUGAGAUGGAGUCCAGCUAAGCAGAGUGCAGGACUGACUUAUACCUUGGAAUACUGCCGCCAGUACCAGAUGGAAGGAGACGGGCUAAGAUCCAUCUCAGGCAUUAAAGGCUGUAAACACCAAGUUAUGCUGCAGCCCCAUGAGAAUUAUUUGUUUUACAUCAAGGCUGUGAAUGAAGCUGGAGCCAGCGAACAGAGCGAGGCUGCUCUCAUUUCUACCAAAGGAACGAGGUUUCGCCUGCUGAGAGCUUUAGCUCAUCCUGCUCUGGAGCUGUCAGAGGACCACAGCACUGUCUGCUUCUCACAAGAUGCAUAUAAACACAUGCCACCUACAGAAAAACUGCCGCCGUCCAUCUUAGGCGAGCUGUUACCGGCAAGAGGGCGUCACUACUGGGAGACGACAGUGUCAGGAUGUGCCGCUUACAGACUUGGAGUCGCCUACAGCCACACGCAUAGGAAGUUCUCCCUGGGGGAAGACAACCAGUCAUGGUGUUUACAUUGCAUCCCGUCACCAACUGGUUGCAGGUACGACCUGCUCCACGUUACCCCUCAGGCCAGCGUCCGUGUGGUGGAAGCGGCCGAGCGGGUGGGCACACUGCUGGACUACCUGCACGGCCGUCUGUCUUUCUACAACACCCAAACGGGUCAGAUGUUGGGGUCCUUCAGGCACCACUUCGGCGGACCCUGUCACCCUGCUCUGACAUUGGACACGCCGGGUCGUCUGGAGGUCAGCAUGGUGCCGGAAGUGCCCGACUUUGCCAAAGACUCGGGCUAAUUUUUCAUCCUGACAAAAAAGAAACGUGUAAAUAUCACAUUAGGAAUAACAACUGGGCUGAUAUGAAGUGAUUCGAGGGAGUCGUUAUAAUAUUUGAUCUUGUUUGCUGUAUAUUUUAAUGACGUUUUCUACCAUAAGAAAUGUAAUUUAAAUCCUCGUAAAUAUAGUUUGUCAAUGAACCCUACUGCAGCACUUUCAUAUUGUGAAUAUGCCUUUUUGUAAACAACUUUGUUUUUGUUCCUGUUUUCAUUUAAAUGUAUUUCUUUUUUUCCUGAAAACAGACUGAAUUAACGUGAUUAUUUUUCUAUUUAUUCAAAAGGGAGUUUUGAUUACCCACACUCACCACUAGAUGGCCACAUUGUACCAUUACUCUUUUUUUUUUUUUAGCACAUAAACAGGCAACAUAGACACAUAAAAAUGUUCAUCUCCUCAAAUAAAGCCUGUUUUUCCAGCACAGGCCUUUCACUUACCUUAAAUACAACUGGAGUGACGUUUAGCACACAAUAUAGAACAAUUAUUAUAACCUAUGCCUUUGUUUUGAUGUUGCUGCUUCGUUCACACAGCAACUACACAGGCAGCCAAGUCCCAGCAUGAGUCCCUCUCAUGUCAACAAUAACUGGGACACUAUCUGAUGUCGAGCCUGGCAUCAUUUCCUCCUAAUUAGUCUCAUUUUUCCAUAGCCAAAGGCCAAAAGCAAACAAAGAGCGCUCUGUGCUGCAAACAAGUAAACAGACGAUCACAAUAUCAGAGAAGGUAAACCCGGCCAACCGAUGAGAGAAAGCGUGCAGAGAGAGGAAUCGUGCAUAGUAAACGCUCACAUGGUUACUAUAUAUGUCUUUUAUUCAAGAGUUGAUCCCUUCCAUUCAAAGUGCAAUACAAACAGCAACACUUUAAAUACAAAUAAUACAUGUGAUGAAGGCACACAAGCAAGCACAUGAUCCUGCACAAAAAUAAGAUUCAAAUCUCAAUUUUUAUUCAUCCCCAUUCUAAAUAGAUUUUUUUUGUAAGAAUCCAUUUUAAAGUACAUUUUUUAGGCCAUCUCCAUGCAACCAGAAGAAACUUUUCUAAUCUGUAACCUGCUUUGAAAAAGCUUCAUGAAAAUGAUUACACUAAAUAAUACAUUGCAAGAAUCAUGUUGAAUCCAGAAUCGAUUUUGAAUCAAAUAAUCACCCCAGAAGUCAGAAU